Messenger RNA from Choloepus didactylus (southern two-toed sloth), 3050 nucleotides. RefSeq names its product centromere protein U (gene CENPU). The record is from RefSeq and is a predicted model, not a curated record. Gene Ontology annotation, cellular component: nucleus. The coding region runs from base 311 to 1561 and encodes 416 amino acids. Lineage: Eukaryota; Metazoa; Chordata; Mammalia; Pilosa; Megalonychidae. The transcript has 13 exons.
GCCUGCCCACGCGAUUCCGGAUCUAGGAGUCCAGGAAAACUGGCGGGGGUCAAAGGUGGGAGGGAAAUCCCGGCAUCACUAUGGGGCCGCAGGGGCUUGUCGCAGGUGGUUUAAGGCGCGGACUCCAAUUUCGCUUCGAAACUAUGAGCUUGGCCGGGUUUUCUCUUGCGCUCCAGGCCGGGGAGGAGCCGUGGACCCGAUAAAGCGGCCGAAGGCGGGGCGAGCGUGUGCUCAGCCCGGAUUGGCUGUUGUGAGCUGUGCGGGGUUUGGCGGGAGCGGCGUGAAGUUGGUUAGCGGUGCGAGCGGCCCCAUGGCUCUGCGGCGGCGGUUGCAGUCCCCCGGGCGCGCCGGUUCGAGAUAUUCAAAGAACAUUAUAGGAAGAACACAGUCCACGAAAGAUAAAACUGACAAGAAGACCAAGUCUCCAGAUGUGUUUGAUUUUCCCGAUAAUUCUGAUACCUCAAGCAUUGGCAGGCUGAGUGAAAAUGAGCAAGAUGAAGAACCUUAUGAAACCUUUGCUCCUCCUUUGCACAGCACUGCUAUAUAUGCCGAUGAAGAAGAACUCUCCAAACACUGCAGAUCAUCUGUCCCUUCAACUCCUCAAGGAAAAGAAGCAGAAAGAAAUUUGAACACUUCUGAAAAUGAAGAAAGUGAAAAUGAAUCUGUAAAAGCGAGUGCAAAAAAGCCAGGAAGAAAACCUAAGCCCAUUGACGAAUCUGAAAGCACCGAAGAAAGUGAUGUAAGAAGAAAAGUUAAACCAGCAGAGAAAAUAAGUACACAACAACAUGAAUCUAUUUCAGCUACAGCAUCUUCAGAGCUUUCAGUAAAACCAGCUGAAUCAGUCACUCCUAAAAAAAUAGGACCCCCUAGUGCAAAAUCCUCUGUUGAAAAAGAGACUGUAGCAAAAAAAAGUCAACAGAAAGCUCAGAAAAAGAAGAUGUCUCAUGGCAAAAAGAAGAACUCAAGAAGUGAAGGAGUAGACUCAGAUAGUGAUGUUUCCGACUGUGUGCAUAUUUGGUGUGAAGAAGGAAAGAAAACUGGUGACAUCACGGAGUUGGGUGUUAUUUUGUCUGCAUUUGAGAAGACCAUCCUAGAGUAUAAACAAAGAAUACAAUCUAAAAUUUGUACGGAGGCCAUCAACAAAUUUUACUCUAAUAUUAAAGAAGAACUCAUCAAAUUGCUUAAAGAAGUGCAGAUGUUGAAAAAUCUGAAAAGGAAGAAUGCUAAGAUGAUUUCAGAUAUCGAAAAGAAAAGGCAACGUUUGAUUGAAGUCCAGGAUGAACUACUUCGGUUAGAACCACAGCUGGAACAGCUACAAACAAAAUAUGAUGAACUUAAAGAGAGAAAAUCUUCACUUAGGACUGCAGCAUAUUUCUUGUCUAAUUUAAAACAGCUUCAGCAGGAUUAUUCAGAUGUUCGAGAAAAAGAACCAGAUGUCAAGGAAACGUAUGAUUCAUCCAGCCUUCCAGCUUUGUUAUUAAAAGCAAGAAGCCUUUUGCGAGCGGAAAACCAUCUGCAAAAUAUCAACCAUCAUUUAGAGAAGCUCCUUGACCAGGAAUGAGGAGACCAGUCUACUAAGAUAUGCCUCUGUAAGAUUAGUCUCAAGAUAAUGUCUCUUAUUUUCUGCACCUGUACUUUUAUAAAUAAAAAUAAGGGUGGGAGGGAAUUUACUUCAGUUCUCCAAGUUGAACAUUUCCUUUUAUUACAGCAAUAUUCAGAUAUGUGAGAACAUAAGUAUGGCCUAGUCACCAUACUUUAUUACUUUGUCACUCAUAUGUCUCUGACAAUGUUAAAUAACAUCAGUUUGAUUGUAGAAAAAAUAGUUGGAGUCCAGAAUCAUCUUUCCUGGUCAUUGUCUUGAGUAAGGUUUUAAAUGUUGAUAUCUUAUCCCUAUCCUCAUCAGCCCCAGACAUAUGUAAGUAAAAAAUAAUUAGAAAACAAUAUCAUAAAACUUGGUUGAUGUAACAGGUUUAAUAAGUUAAUAAGUUAUUAAAGCCUGGUUAUAAAAGUAACUGUCCUUAGUUAAUUAGCUACUCUUGUAAUACUUCUAUAAUUAGUUCAUCAGGAAUUUCAUCCACUCCAGUACUGUAACUGAGAAGACUUUCUGCAGCUUCAGCUAAUUCAACAUCUUCAAUAGCUUCUAAAAAAUAAGGAUCAUCACCACCAUUAUCCCAGUCAGCAUCAGAGCACACACCUUUUGACAACUUAGUAGAUGACAGUUUAUGAGGGUUCUUGGCUUCAUUGUGCCUAGUUUCAUCUGUUGUAAAUUCCUCUUCCUUUGUUUCCGUGGGGAAAGGGAAGGAAGAGAGGAUGGAGAGAAAAAAAGGUUAUUCAGUCAUGUGAAUAUAUUGAAUCAAAAUAUAAGAUCAGUUCUUCAAAAGAUAUUAAAAUGGAUUCACUAGAUAAAUAUUGUCUCCAGUACAGUAACUAUGGGAAUGAGUUUACAAACUUGAACAUUGCUGCCAUUGCAGCUCAAACUGAUUCUGUGGCAGAUUUUUUUCCCAUAUCCCCAGAUGGGGCUAGAGUACAAGUAGAUUUAAUUUUUAAACAACUGGAGAGUUCAGCUGAAAACAAAUUGGAACACACAUUUGCUAAGUUGACAAAGGACUUCCUAAUUUGUAAAGUACUUUAAAAAAUAAGAACCCCGGGUUGAAAAAAGUUGCUGUAAUGACAGUAUGGGACAAUUGUAAAAAUAUGACUAUGGAUUAUAUAUUAGAUAACAGAAUUAUAUGAAUGUUAAACUUCCUAUUAUUAUCAUAGAUACAUAAGAAUGUCUUUAUUUUUCCGCUACAUGAAUAUUAAGAUAUUUAAGGACUGUGAUGUCUGAACUUACUCUCAAACAAGUCAUCAAAAAUGUAUAAGUGGACAGAACAAAUGGGGACAAAUAUUAAAAAUUGGGAAAUCUAGGUAAAGGGCAUAGAGAAAGAGUUCCUUAUUUUCUAGCAACACUGUUGUGGAUGUCUAAUUCCCUGUAAUUUUUAUGGAGAGCAAUUUGGAACUGUGUAUUACUGAAAAUAUUUGUGACAGAUGAAUAAAAGGCCUACAAAAUA